AUGAGCAACCAGCCAUCAUUCCCAAUUGACGAAGACAUGGACCCUCGUACCCAUUUGCUAAUAGCAUUGGGUUAUAUUGACAAUGGCGAGCAAGGAGAUCAUAUAAGAAGGAGCACCACCCUGACAUCGAUACCACCAGCACAUCUUGAGCUGUUUAUGAGAAGCAACAGGAACCUGGCAAGAGAUGAUGAAGAAACAAUCCCGUCGCCUUCUGAUCAGCCGUCCAUGUCAAGUCAAGGCCAUCCUCAUCCACGACGACAACAACAGCAGCAACCACUUACAGGAUCACCUAUGAGUUUUGCCAGUCGACCGGAAGACGAGGAAACCGUUGAUGAAAUGGAAGAACGAAUGCGUCGUACAAUGAUGAUCCCAUUCAUCAUGUGCUCAGGGGUUAAUGAAGACAACAAGCAAUUGUUACUGCGCCAAGUGGAACAAAGUGAACUGCAAAUGAUGGAAGUCGACGAUAUAACCAAUGGAUUCGACACCGUCACGCACAUCAUCGCGUCUAUCAACAACAGGCGCCGCUGUGAGCGAACCAACGAAUACCUAUGUGGUCUCCUCCAAGGAAAAUGGAUUAUUGACGAGACAUGGAUUACUGAUAGCUGUGACCGAGGAUACUGGUUACCAGAAGAACCUUAUCUUGUACACGGGGAUACAGCUAGUGAACACAUGGAUGCACCCAUGCUUGCACGUCGGGCACUGGUUGAAGGAAGGGCAUUACCUUUCAUUGGCUUACAUUUCUACUUGCAUGGUGAUUUCAGAGACCUUAUACAAAUGAGAGAUAUUACAAUCCUUUGCGAAAUGGGGGGAGGAACCCUGGUGGAUCACCCUAACGUGGAAAGGUGUGUGGCGAUAGUCAGCAAUGGAAAUGAGCAUACAGCUACCAUAAGAGAAUUAAAUCCUUAUGCUCUAAUACGGACUGUCGAUUGGUUCAUAAACACUGUUAGUAGAGGCAUCGGUAGAGCCCUUCCUUAA
Messenger RNA from Lichtheimia ornata, 975 nucleotides. RefSeq lists its product as uncharacterized. Gene Ontology annotation, cellular component: BRCA1-A complex; plasma membrane; BRCA1-BARD1 complex. The record is from RefSeq and is a predicted model, not a curated record. Gene Ontology annotation, biological process: negative regulation of fatty acid biosynthetic process; positive regulation of transcription by RNA polymerase II; double-strand break repair via homologous recombination. Gene Ontology annotation, molecular function: ubiquitin-protein transferase activity. The transcript is spliced from 5 exons. NCBI's taxonomy places the organism in Eukaryota, Fungi, Mucoromycota, Mucoromycetes, Mucorales, Lichtheimiaceae. The coding region runs from base 1 to 975 and encodes 324 amino acids.